Paramormyrops kingsleyae is the source of this 5697-nucleotide messenger RNA. RefSeq names its product disabled homolog 2-interacting protein-like. NCBI's taxonomy places the organism in Eukaryota, Metazoa, Chordata, Actinopteri, Osteoglossiformes, Mormyridae. Gene Ontology annotation, biological process: regulation of GTPase activity. The record is from RefSeq and is a predicted model, not a curated record.
GCUUCCCGCACCUGACGGUAUAAAACAAGCUGUCCUUGGCUAACAGUGGGCUGCAAAGUAGCCGCUUCACUGGGUGCACUGACGAACAAUCGUAGACUAAUUAUAUCCAGGGGGACAGCUGGCUCGAUUUUCUUUUUCAACAUAAUAACAUUAUCAUGGUGCUUCGGUUUUUAUUAUUACUUUUUAUUUUCAGCCGCACAUCUGCAUGGAAAUAUAUGGACGGCAGCACAAAGCAGCGUGCUGAUUUAUAUGAAGACAGUGCCAUUCGACCCGGUGACAGCGGGACAGAAAGCUUAUGACAAGCGAUCACUUCAGCGGAAAUACGCUCUUGUUUGGUCAUACUUAUUUAUGGAUUUAACCGAAGACGCCGAAGAGAACCUGCUGUACUAUUUGUACCAGAGUCUGCAGCAAGGAUGGUUAAGAGUUUCCGACGUAACUGCCCCCCCAGCCCACUGGAUUUCUUGCGGUCUCCCCUUCGCCGAGCAGGUCACAUGGAACCCAAAGUUCUGCAUAGUCACGGACUCUCAGCUGCUGUUGCUGGACAAAGGAAAGGCGCCUCCCUUCCUGCUGCAGGAGCACCGGCCUGGAAGCCGGGCCCGGCUCCUGCGUCGCACCAUCAGUGUGCCGGCGGAGAGCCACCUCCCCGAUUGCCAGAGCGAGCUCUCCACUGGGAGCGAGUCCCCCCCUGAGCGAGCGGGCCGUAGGCGCAGCAUGCCCGGCAGUGCUGGGGACAAGACCCCAACUAUGGAGCCUGCCGCAUCCACACCCUUCCGGGUCACGGGCUUCCUGAGCCGGCGGCUGAAGGGCUCCAUCAAGCGCACCAAGAGUCAGCCCAAGCUCGACCGCAACAGCAGCUUCCGGCACAUUCUUCCUGGAUUCAGGAGUGCGGACAAUGAGGGGUCCCAUCUGAUGCCGAAACUGAAGGAAUCUCGCUCCCACGAGUCUUUGCUCAGCCCCAGCAGUGCGGUGGAAGCUCUGGACCUCAGCAUGGAGGAGGAGGUGGUGAUUAAGCCCGUUCACAGCAGCAUCUUAGGCCAGGACUACUGCUUCGAGGUGACCACCUCAACGGGAAGUAAAUGUUUCUCCUGUCGCUCGUCAGCGGAGAGGGACAAGUGGAUGGAGAAUCUGCGGAGAGCCGUGCACCCAAACAAGGACAAUAGUUGGCGUAUUGAAAACAUGCUAAAACUGUGGGUCAUCGAGGCCAAGGACCUUCCGACCAAGAAGAAGUACUUUUGCGAGCUUUGCCUGGAUGAUGCACUGUACGCACGGACUACAUGCAAGCUCAAAACUGACAACGUCUUCUGGGGGGAGCACUUUGAGUUCAACAACCUGCCGGCCAUUAAAAACAUUACGGUGCACCUCUACAAGGAGACAGACAAGAAGAAGAAGAAGGACAAGAACAACUAUAUAGGGCUGGUAAACAUCCCUAUCCUGGCGGUGACAGGCCGGCAGUUUGUCGAGAAGUGGUACGCUGUAAGCACCCCGAACCCCAACAAGGGCAAGGCUCCCGGCCCUAUGAUCCGCAUCAAGGCUCGCUACCAGAGCAUGAGCAUUCUGCCCAUGGAGCUGUACAAGGAGUUCGCCGAGUACGUCACCAACAGCUACAUGCUGCUCUGCUCCGUGCUAGAGCCCGUGCUCAGCGUCAAGAGCAAGGAGGAGAUGGCAUGCGCCCUCGUGCACAUCCUACAGAGCACCGGCAAGGCCAAGGACUUCCUGACUGACCUGAUGAUGUCCGAGGUGGACCGUUGCGGUGAGAACGACCACCUCAUUUUUCGAGAGAACACUCUGGCUACCAAAGCCAUUGAAGAGUACCUCAAGCUGGUGGGUCAGAAGUACCUGCAAGACGCCCUCGGUGAGUUCAUUAAGGCGCUGUAUGAGUCGGAUGAAAACUGUGAGGUGGACUCUUCCAAGUGCUCCGCUGGAGAUCUUCCUGAACACCAGAGCAACCUGAAGAUGUGCUGUGAGCUGGCAUUCUGCAAGAUCAUCAACUCCUACUGCGUGUUCCCACGGGAGCUGAAGGAAGUGUUUGCAUCAUGGCGACUGGAGUGCGGUAACCGGGGGCGACCGGACAUCAGCGAGCGGCUCAUCAGCGCCUCGCUCUUCCUGCGCUUCCUGUGCCCGGCUGUCAUGUCCCCGUCACUCUUCAGCCUGAUGCAGGAGUACCCGGACGACCGCACGGCCCGCACGCUCACGCUCAUCGCCAAGGUUACACAGAACCUGGCCAACUUCACCAAGUUCGGCAGUAAAGAGGAGUACAUGUCCUUCAUGAACCAGUUCCUGGAGCACGAGUGGACAAACAUGCAGCGCUUCUUGCUGGAGAUCUCCAACCCCGAGACCAUCUCCAACACGGCCGGCUUUGAGGGCUACAUCGACCUGGGCCGCGAGCUCUCCAUGCUGCACUCUCUGCUGUCGGAGGUGCUGUCUCAGCUGGAUCAGGGCACAGUUUCCAAGCUGGGGCCCCUCCCACGGGUCCUUCGCGAUGUCAACACAGCUCUGACAAACCCUUCCAGCAUCCAGGCGUCUCGCCCCUGCGAGCGCUUGGCAUCACCACCGGGGGCAGCAUGCAGCAUCUCCACUGGCCUGCAGAAGAUGGUCAUCGACAGCGACUUGUCCGGGUUGGUGGACUUCACAAGGCUGCCGUCUCCGACACCGGAGAACAAGGACCUGUUUUUCGUGACGAGGAACUCUGGGGCGCAGCCGUCGCCCGCACGAAGCUCCAGCUAUUCAGAAGCCAAUGAGCCCGACAUGCAGAUGCCCAACGGCAGCAAGAGCCUGUCCAUGGUAGACCUGCAGGACAGCCGCAGCCUGGACAGCGGGGCCAACCUCUCUGUGGAGGCUCUCAACGACAGCCAGCCGGGGGGCGGGGUGUGGACCGCUCGGACCCCCCAGGCCAGCGUGGCGGCCGAGCCCACCAUGAGAAGAGGCGUCCAGAGCCCCACCACACCCAACUCGGAGAAUUUGCCGGGCCGGACACAACUCUUGGCGCCAUUGUCUUUCCAGAACCCGGUGUACCAGAUGGCGGCGGGCCUGCCCGUGUCACCUCGGGGUGUCGGGGACUCCGGGUCAGAGUGCCACAGCUCUGUCAGCUCGCACAGCAAUAACGAGGAUGCCACUGCCGGCAAGCAGGGCUUCCUGAACCAUAGCGGGGGUGGAGGCGGGGGCAGCAGCGGCGAGGACUACGCCCGACGUUCCGGAGAGUUCUCCCGGCGACAGCUGUCCCUGGAACAACCCGCGGUCCCGCGGCAGAACAGUUCUGGACCCCAGCGCCGGAUAGAUCAGCCACCACCCCAAGUUGCUAGGGGGCGCACUCCCCCCAACCUGCUCAACACCGCGCCCUACCCCCGGCCCUCUAGUGGCAGCAUGAUGUCAUCAUCCCCGGACUGGCCUGGCAGUGGGGCAAGGCUCCGGCAGCAGUCAUCGUCCUCCAAGGGGGACAGUCCUGAAACGAAGCAGCACACACAGCACAAGCAGGCCCCCUCCCCGGUGAACCCUAAUGCCCUGGACCGAACGGCGGCCUGGCUGUUGAAUAUGAACGCGCAGUAUUUAGAGCACGAAGGGCUGGAGACAGAUCCCAAACACAGGGAGGACCCCCGAAGCAAGGAGGAGCUCACCCAGACUGAGAAGUACCAGCAGGAGAUCGCCAUUCUGCAGGAGAAGCUGCGCUUGUCCCUGCAGAAGCUGGAGGAGUACGAGUCACGGCUGAAGGACCAGGAUGAGCACACCCAGAAGAUGCUGAUGGAGUAUCAGACCCGGCUGGAGGAGUCUGAGGAGCGGCUACGGCGACAGCAGGAGGACAAGGAGCUGCAGAUGAAGGGCAUUAUCAGCAGGUUAAUGUCUGUCGAGGAGGAGCUGAAGAAAGAUCAUUCAGACAUGCAGGCUGUGGUGGACUCCAAGCAAAAGAUAAUAGAAGCUCAGGAGAAGCGCAUCGCCUCCCUGGACGCGGCCAACGCGCGGCUGAUGAGCGCACUGACACAGCUGAAGGAGCGGUACACCAUGCAGACACGCAACGGCAUCUCCCCCACCAACCCCACCAAGCUGCAAAUCACCGAGAACGGGGAGUUCCGAAACAGCAGCAACUGCUAGCGUGUGGGCGGAGCCUCGGCAGGGGGCGGGGCCUCCCGAGCCGGGGCAGAAAGUCUGCCAGAGCGAUGGGUGAGAAGACACCUGCUGUCACAUGGGAUGGACGGCAAAUGGAUGAACAAACGGUCGGGCAGGGGGGCACAGGAAGGACAGAUGUGUAAUGAGGAACAAGCGUGUUGAUAAACUAUUAGUGCCAUUAGCUGGCAGGGCCAGAGAGUCCAUUAACUUUCUAUUUAAGUACUAAAAUAUAAUGCUCCAUUUCUGGACUCCUGUGACACAAUCUGUCAUUUGUCACUGCCCCUGAGGGCAGCUAGACUGCAGGUGGACUAACAAGCAAUCCGGAAUCAACAUGCCCCUAUAAUAGCGAGUGACUGAGGUAGCGGGAAACUUACCGCGAUUUUCCACAAUUCUGUUGAUAAGUAAAGGUUGCCCAGGAGAACUCUGGCCAGAAAAGAACUGCAGAUUACACAGGGGAGUUGCAACACAUGCAUUUAAAUGUUAUAUAUACAGGGUGUCCAUAAAGUCUCUUUAAAAUUUCAAAAAUUUAUUACAAAGGCAAAUGAAAAGACAGAUAUGUGGAAAUUAUUACAAAAUGAGAUGUAUAUAUUUCAGUUUUUUUGCCUCAUUUAAUACACCUCUAUAUGGCCACUAUUAGUUGCACGAAGCACAUCAAGAUGGUACUCGAUUUCUUGCCAUGUUCGCUGGUUCAAUGGUGGCAAUGGCAUCAGUGAUCCUCUGCUUUAGAUUAGUGGUGUCCUGUACCUUUGUUUGCAAUGUGAUUAAAAACUUUGAGUACAUUGAACAAAUCUGAUGAAGAUAUCUCAUCAAUUGCCUUUGUAAUACAUUUUUUAAAUUGUAAAGAGACUUUAUGGACACCCUGUAUAUAUAUUUUUUUUCUUUCUCUUUUUUCCCUAAUUAGGUGUGUACACCUCAGAUUGGGGUAACCUUUUGUGAACAUAAAGACAGAAAUCUGUAUCGCCCUAUGAGACAGUCUUGAGUUACAGAAUGAGAGCUGGCUGUGCUAUCAUGCUUUGUGUUAGUUCGGAUAAUGACCACACAGCACAUGCUACACAUCACCUUAGACUGACAGCACUUUCCAAAUGUUCAUCUUCUUUUUUUUCUACAUCUUUUUGUUUUUCGAACUGGCGCAGCACAUGACGCAGCGGUGAUCCAGCUUGUAAAACUGGAUGGCAUUUACCUCAUUCAGGUUGCCAGUCUUUAUGCUUCUCUGCGCUGGAAUAAAAGUCCUGAUCGAACACUGCAGUACUUGGUAUAAAAUUAAAUGAAAAUAAGAAAGAGACUUGGGGGGGCAGCAACGUGGAUGAUGACGUCACCGUACAUUAAUGCUUCAUUACAUCACACUUAGGCAGCUGCAUAAGAUCAAGCUGGGACCGAGCUGAAAGUGAGCAAGAGGGACGUCUGCAAUGAACUGAACGAUGCCUAAGAAAGGGUUACAUGUGAGACUGAACGAUAGCUAAGAAAGAGUUACAUGUGAGACUGAACGAUGCCUAAGAAAGGGUUACAUGUGAGACUGAACGAUAGCUAAGAAAGGGUUACAUGUGAGACUGAACGAUGCCUAAGAAAGGGUUACAUGUGAGACUGAACGAUAGCUAAGAA